Molecule: messenger RNA, 1632 nt
Organism: Phodopus roborovskii (desert hamster)
Lineage: Eukaryota; Metazoa; Chordata; Mammalia; Rodentia; Cricetidae
Gene: Gipr
Product: gastric inhibitory polypeptide receptor
Exons: 13
Coding region: 12-1400 (462 amino acids)
Biological process (GO): adenylate cyclase-modulating G protein-coupled receptor signaling pathway; cell surface receptor signaling pathway
Cellular component (GO): plasma membrane
Molecular function (GO): gastric inhibitory peptide receptor activity; G protein-coupled peptide receptor activity; peptide hormone binding
Source: RefSeq, a predicted model, not a curated record
CACCUUCAAGGAUGCCCCCGCGGCUUCUGUUUCUGCUGCUGGGUCUGUGUGGGCUGCCACUCCAGAAGGCGGAGACAGACUCUGAGGGGCAGACCACGCGGGAGCUUUACCAGCGCUGGCAGCGCUACGGCCGGGAGUGCGAGCAGACCCUGAAGGCGGCAGACCCUCCCUCAGGCACGGUCUGUAACGGGUCCUUUGAUAUGUACGUCUGCUGGGACUACACGGCCGCCAACACCACUGCCCAGGCACCCUGCCCCUGGUAUCUGCCCUGGCACCGCCACGUGGCUGCAGGCUACGUGUUCCGCCAGUGCGGCAGUGAUGGCCAGUGGGGCCCGUGGAGAGAUCACACCCAGUGUGAGAACCCGGAGAAGAACGGGGCCUUUCAGGACCAAAGGCGGACCCUGGAGCGCCUUCAGGCUGUGUAUACAGUGGGCUACUCCCUGUCCCUGGGCACCCUGCUGCUAGCCAUGCUCGUCUUAAGCUUGUUCAGGCGGCUGCACUGCACGCGCAAUUACAUCCACAUGAACUUGUUCACGUCUUUCAUGCUGCGCGCAGUGGCCAUCCUCACCCGAGACCGGCUGCUGCCUACGCUGGGUCCCUACCUCGGGGGCCAGACUCUCAGCCUGCGGAAUCAGGCCCUAGCUGCCUGCCGCACAGCCCAGAUCGUGACCCAGUACUGCGUGGGUGCCAACUACACCUGGCUGCUGGUAGAGGGUGUGUACCUGCACCAUCUGCUGGUGAUCGUGGGAGGCUCGGAAAAGGGCCACUUCCGCUGCUUCCUGCUUCUUGGCUGGGGGGCCCCCGCGCUUUUUGUCAUUCCUUGGGUGAUCGUCAGGUACCUGUUGGAGAACACGCAGUGCUGGGAGCGCAACGAAGUCAAAGCCAUUUGGUGGAUCAUUCGCACCCCGAUCCUAGUAACCAUCUUGAUCAAUUUCUUCAUCUUCAUCCGCAUCCUUGGCAUCCUUGUGUCAAAGCUGAGGACACGGCAGAUGCGCUGCCCCGACUACCGACUAAGGCUGGCUCGUUCCACGCUGACUCUGGUGCCUCUGCUGGGUGUUCACGAGGUGGUGUUUGCGCCUGUGACGGAGGAACAGGCUGAAGGCACCCUGCGCUUCGUCAAACUGGCCUUUGAAAUCUUCCUAAGUUCCUUCCAGGGCUUUCUGGUGAGCGUGCUUUACUGCUUCAUCAACAAAGAGGUGCAGUCGGAGAUCCGCAGGGGCUGGCGCCACCGCAUCCUGCGUCCCAGCCUCCGGGAUGAGCGCCCCCGCCCGCGCAUGGAGCUCAGCCCCCCGGCCUUGCCCUCGUGUUCUGCACUCCGGGAGGGCCCCAUCGACCGCACCUUGCCCUCCUCCGGGUCGCUGCACGUACCUGGAGAGGAAGUCUUGGAAAGUUACUGCUAGGUAAUGGGACUCCUGGGUCUGUACAGUUAACAUGAAUUGAGUGCCUACUGAGUGCCAGCCCCGGUGUGGGGAAUGCUGGGGAAACGGGGAGAAGGAAGACGAGGUCCCCACGUGUAUAUACUUGUUGUGGAAUGGCUUAUGAAAAGAAUUGGGAUGUCCAGGGCGACUGACAGGGAGGCCACUUGUGAAGAUUUGACGCUUUUAAUCCAUCUCUGAAAGAAGCAGAGAUAAC